This is a messenger RNA of Papilio machaon (common yellow swallowtail), 935 nucleotides long. Its product is annotated as transmembrane emp24 domain-containing protein 1. Bases 170 to 886 code for a protein of 238 amino acids. Gene Ontology annotation, cellular component: Golgi apparatus; endoplasmic reticulum; endoplasmic reticulum-Golgi intermediate compartment. NCBI's taxonomy places the organism in Eukaryota, Metazoa, Arthropoda, Insecta, Lepidoptera, Papilionidae. The transcript has a single exon. Gene Ontology annotation, biological process: intracellular protein transport; endoplasmic reticulum to Golgi vesicle-mediated transport; Golgi organization. The record is from RefSeq and is a predicted model, not a curated record.
UUCAAACCAAUUAUACAAAACUAUUAUUUGAUGACGAAAGGAACCAAUGUUUGCUCAUGUUUUAAAAGCCAUGUUCAUAUUAAACCUCUAAGAACAAUUGUGUAAACAUUGAGUAAUGUUAUAGCAGUCCGAUACUGAAUAUACUAUUAGUAUAACUACCUUCACCAAUAUGAUAAAUAUGUAUUAUUUAACGUCUUGCAUUAUUAUUUCUAUUAUAUGCAAAAAUGUGAAUUCACAAUAUAUUUACGAAACCGACAUGAAUUUUCGUGUGGAUCCUGGAUCGCGGACAUGUUUCUUUGAACAUGGUAAAGUUGGACAAAUGAUGGAGGUGCAUUACGAAGUUUUAGAUGGACAACAUGGCGAUUUGGAUAUUUCUUUCGAUAUAUUAGAUCCAAACGGUGUGAAGCUAUUAUCAGAUUAUAAAAGAUCUCAGAAUACGUUCAUAAUGGAAUUGGAGCAUGAGGGUGAAUAUGUAUUUUGUUUGGACAAUUCGUAUAGUAUUAUGAAUUCUAAACUCGUGUUUGUCGACGUGCUGAUGGAGAAUAAAGAUAUGGAAGAAGAGUCUACUGUUGUGGGUGAAGGUGAAGAGUUGGAGGAGAUAAUACAAUGGAUGGGUGUCGACGAGGCGGGUGUAACAUAUUAUGUUGACGUAUCGAACAUAACGGAAACAUUGAUGCGUAUUCUCAAGUCUGUGGGUCAUGCGCGACAUCAGUUGUACCGGUACGGCGCUAUGAAGUCACGUGACAGCUACAUCGCAUUCGAAGACACCUUCAUUGUGGACAUGUGGUCAAGUUUUCAAAUAACUUUUAUGUUCAUUGUUGGAAUGUUACAGGUUUAUAUGAUAAAGAAACUUUUUAAGAAUCCAUGUUAUGUCAAUAAACACUAAUUUUUCAUUACAAUAAAAAUAGACUUCAUUAUGUUAUGUCCUGUGUUUU